Nothobranchius furzeri (turquoise killifish) is the source of this 1306-nucleotide messenger RNA. RefSeq names its product small nuclear ribonucleoprotein 40 (U5) (gene snrnp40). Gene Ontology annotation, molecular function: RNA binding; protein binding. NCBI's taxonomy places the organism in Eukaryota, Metazoa, Chordata, Actinopteri, Cyprinodontiformes, Nothobranchiidae. Gene Ontology annotation, cellular component: catalytic step 2 spliceosome. The record is from RefSeq and is a predicted model, not a curated record.
CGGAAGUACUUCAGUGUCUGUCUUCUUUGGUGGUUUUGUUUCCUCAGACGUCUUUCGUCGAAGACGUCCGUUAAUUUUACUAAGUUUUAGCUUUGCAUUUACUCUAUUUAGCCGCUUUUUGUUAACUUUCCCCGCGAUGAUUGAACCUCUAAAGAGACCCGGAGACAUGGCGAUGGUUCCCACUGCGCUGAAGCGGCCACGGAUGGAGCUAGUAGCGGCGGCUCAGUCUCAGCAGCUCGUGGCCACGGGCCAUCCACGCACCUCCAGCAUGCAGGCUCCCAUCAUGUUGAUGUCUGGCCAUGAGGGGGAGGUCUACUGCUGCAAGUUUCACCCCAAUGGAGCUGUGUUGGCCUCUUCAGGAUUCGACAGACUCAUAUUGUUGUGGAACGUGUAUGGAGACUGUGAGAAUUACGCCACCCUGAAGGGUCACAGCGGAGCGGUGAUGGAGCUGCAUUAUAACACAGAUGGCAGCUUGUUGUUUUCAGCCAGCACGGACAAGACUGUUGGCGUGUGGGACAGCGAGACAGGUGAGAGGGUCAAACGUCUGAAGGGACACACCUCCUUUGUUAACACCUGCUAUCCAGCUCGCCGAGGUCCUCAGCUGGUCUGUACAGGAAGCGACGACGGGACGAUCAAGCUGUGGGACAUCCGCAAAAAAGGAGCCAUCCACACCUUUCAGAACACCUACCAGGUUCUGGCCGUGACGUUUAACGACACCAGUGAUCAGAUCCUGUCUGGAGGCAUCGACAACGACAUCAAGGUGUGGGAUCUGCGACAGAACAAGCUGAUCUACAACAUGCAUGGACACGGGGACUCUGUAACCGGGCUCAGCCUGAGCUCCGAGGGGUCAUACCUUCUGUCGAACUCCAUGGACAACACUGUGCGAAUUUGGGACGUGCGGCCGUUUGCACCCAAGGAGAGGUGCGUGAAGAUUUUCCAGGGUAAUGUUCACAACUUUGAAAAGAACUUGCUGAGGUGCUCCUGGUCCACUGAUGGCAGUAAAGUAGCCGCAGGAUCAGCCGAUCGAUUUGUGUACAUCUGGGACACCACGUCUCGCAGGAUCCUCUACAAGCUGCCGGGCCACGCCGGUUCUGUUAACGAGGUGGUGUUUCACCCAGAGGAGCCCAUAGUGCUGUCUGGCUCCAGUGAUAAACGUCUGUACAUGGGUGAAAUCCAAUAAGGUGUGUGUGUGUGUGUGUGUGUGGGUGUGGGUGGGGCGGGGUCUGCCUGUCUCUCAAGCUUUAGUUAAGACUAAACUUGUGUUUUUUACAUAUUUCUUUUGAAUAAAUGUCAUUAUUCUAUAAAA